Messenger RNA from Seriola dumerili (greater amberjack), 1893 nucleotides. RefSeq names its product high-affinity choline transporter 1-like. Bases 76 to 1743 code for a protein of 555 amino acids. The transcript is spliced from 8 exons. Gene Ontology annotation, biological process: transmembrane transport; choline transport; acetylcholine biosynthetic process. The record is from RefSeq and is a predicted model, not a curated record. Gene Ontology annotation, molecular function: choline:sodium symporter activity. NCBI's taxonomy places the organism in Eukaryota, Metazoa, Chordata, Actinopteri, Carangiformes, Carangidae. Gene Ontology annotation, cellular component: plasma membrane.
AGCUCCAUAGACGGGCUGCAUGCUGCCUGGCUGUUGUCUGCACUGUGUGCUCUGCGCUGCUCCUGGACGGUCAGCAUGGCUCUCAACGUCCCGGGACUGAUAGCCACCAUCAUAUUCUACCUGCUGGUGCUGGGGAUCGGUAUCUGGGCUUCCAUCAAAUCCAAAAGGGAUGAAAACAGGACGCAGGCAGACCAUGCAGACAUGGCCCUGCUGGGGAACAGAAAAAUCAGCCUGGUAGUGGGCAUCUUCACUACGACCGCUACCUGGGUUGGCGGGACCUUCAUCAUCGGCACAGCGGAGACCGUGUACAACCCAAACCUGGGCCUGAUUUGGGCCGUGAUGCCGGUAGCUGCAACGGUGGCCUUCACUGCCGGCGGGCUCUUCUUCGCCGAGCCGAUGAGAGACAGGAAGUAUGUGACCAUGAUGGAUCCUUUCCAGAUCAAGUACGGAAACGGACUGAGUGGACUCCUGUCCGUCGCCCCGCUGAUGUCAGAAAUCAUUUGGGUGACUUCAACUCUCAUAAGUCUGGGUGUAACCAUGAGUGUGAUCCUGGACUUGUCCUACGCUGUGUGUAUCUGGAUCUCUGCUGCUGUGGCCAUCACCUACACUCUGCUGGGAGGCCUCUACUCUGUGGCCUACACAGACAUCAUACAGCUCUCUCUCAUUUUUAUCACCUCGUGGCUGUGCGUCCCUUUCGUCCUCAUGAACCCGGCGUCCGUCGACAUCACCACCACGUCCUUCAACCACACCUUCCAGGCUCCGUGGGUCGGCUCUCUGACCGCAGACAGAGCCUGGAGGUGGAUCGACAUCUUUUUACUCCUGAGUAUAGGAGACCUCGGCUUUCAGGACUUCCACCAGAGGACGCUGUCGGCCUCCUCCUCAGCCACGGCCAAGCUGCGAUGUUACGCUGCCGCAGUUCUCAUCCCCACGUUCGGAAUUCCUCCCGUGCUCAUCGGGGCAGCGGCGGCAUCGACAGACUGGAACGUGACCUCGUACGGAUCUCCGCCUCCGUUUGAACGAGGUCAGACAGGUCUGAUUUUACCCCUCUCCCUGCAACACCUGACCCCACCCUACAUCUCCAUCGUCGGCAUCGGAGCUGUGGCCGCCGCCGUGAUGUCAUCAACUGACUCUGCCCUGCUGUCUGCGGCCUCCAUCUUCUCCUCGAAUAUCUACAAGAAGAACCUGAGGACCCAGGCGUCAGAGAACGAGAUCCGGUGGGUGAUCCGAAUCGCUGUGGUUGCGUUCGGCCUGGCGGGUACGUCGCUCACCUUCCUGCACACCGGUGUUAUGGCGUUCUGGGUCCUGGGUGGAGAAAUCGCCUACAUUAUGAUGUUCCCGCAGCUGGUCUGUGUGCUCUUCUUCAACGUCUCCAAUGGUUACGGUGCCACUGUGGGAUUCCUGGCCGGGUUUCUCUUAAGACUUCUGUGCGGCGAGCCGUUGCUAGGGCUACCGCCUGUCAUCCACUUCCCAGGAUGCACCCUUGAAGACGGUGUUUACGUUCAGUAUUCCCCCAUCAGGACCAUCUGUAUGCUGGCGGCGUUUGCCACCAUUUUGCUGGUCUCCUACCUGGCUUCUCUGCUCUUCAACAAAGGACUGAUACCCGAGCAGUGGGAUGCGUUUAAAGUCAUUGCCCGACCACAGACUCAGGUACCAACAGGUGGCGCCAGCAGCAAUGAAAACAACUUACAACCUCUGUGUGAGAACGGAGCCGCCUCAGAACCGAUGGUGGAAUCAACGUGUUGAAAAACACUAACUUAACACUAACAACAUGCACCUCAAUAAAACUAUAUCAUGAACAGAUUAUAAAAUAUGAUGGAUUGCGAUUGGAUAAAUCACACUAUGAACAAAGUUGGUUUUCUUUGGGAUCAAACAGUCCAGAUCUCCUCAUGUUUA